AUGGAGAUGCUCCGAGACAGUUUUAAUGACCCUCACCUCUGCAGAGAGCGGCUCCUCGUGCACGUGGACGACGAGGGUAGUACCUGGGGUGUGUGGGGUGCCGUGGCCAGGCCCGUGGUGGUGGUGGUGGUGGUAGUGAGGCCCGUGGUGGUGGUGGUAGUGAGGCCCGUGGUGGUGGUGGUAGUGAGGCCCGUGGUGGUGGUGGUGGUAGUGAGGCCCGUGGUGGUGGUGGUGGUGGUGAGGCCUGUGGUGGUGGUGGUGAGGCCUGUGGUGGUGGUGGUGGUGGUGGUGGUGGUAGUGAGGCCUGUGGUGGUGGUGGUGGUGGUGGUAGUGAGGCCUGUGGUGGUGGUGGUGGUGGUAGUGAGGCCUGUGGUGGUGGUGGUGAGGCCUGUGGUGGUGGUGGUGGUGGUGGUGAGGCCUGUGGUGGUGGUGGUGGUGGUGGUGGUGAGGCCUGUGGUGGUGGUGGUGGUGGUGGUGGUGAGGCCUGUGGUGGUGGUGGUGAGGCCUGUGGUGGUGGUGGUGGUGAGCCCUGUGGUGGUGGUAGUGUGGCCCGUGGUGGUGGUGGUGACGAGGGAGAGCUGA
Knipowitschia caucasica is the source of this 582-nucleotide messenger RNA. The record is from the annotation of a GenBank genome assembly. NCBI's taxonomy places the organism in Eukaryota, Metazoa, Chordata, Actinopteri, Gobiiformes, Gobiidae.